GUUGCCAAGGAACAUAUGUUUGCCAUUGCAGAAUAUCUCGUGAGCCUUGUGAACAGACGCAAGUAGUGUUGCCGGUUCGUGUAAUUUUUCGUGUACUAACGAAGUAAAAUAACACUUGACAACCUUCUGUAGAUACUCUGCCCAGUUCCAUUUCCGCGCGGUGUUAAAUUGUGUAAGUGUACGUGUCAUAAAGGCCAAACACGAGUAAACAAAAACUACCCAACAGCUCGUUCGUUUUGGCAAAGCGAUUGAAGGACAUACGCAUAUCCUGUUCAGUUUGUUUCAGUGUGGACUUUGGUGUUUCACUGGACGACGGUGUCUUCACCCUAGGGUCAGUGUCACAAGUUCUCAAGUUUGAACUUCAUCAAUUACCAACAUGCUGGUGGAUGUACGUCGGAGUAAUACGCUGGUAUUCUUCGUAAAUGGGAAGAAGGUCCUAGAGCCGAAUGUCGACCCAGAAAUGACUUUGCUGACUUUUCUGCGUGAAAAGUUACGAUUAUGCGGGACGAAGAGUGGCUGUGGAGAAGGAGGAUGUGGCGCCUGUACUGUCAUGGCGUCGAAGUAUGACCGAGGACGAGAUGAAGUGAGACACUACUCCAUCGUGGCCUGCCUGAUACCCGUGGCGGCGGUGCACGGGCUGGCGGUGACGACGGUGGAGGGCAUCGGGUCGACGCAGACGCGCCUCCACGCGGUGCAGGAGCGGAUCGCCCGCGCCCACGGCUCCCAGUGCGGCUUCUGCACGCCCGGCAUCGUCAUGUCCAUGUACACGCUGCUCAGGAACCACCCGAAGCCGUCCAUGGAACAGCUCGACGAGUACUUCACAGGGAACCUCUGUCGAUGUACAGGAUACCGACCCAUCUUAGAGGGGUACAGGGGCCUCACCACCGAUGCCUCUGCAGGAGGUGGAUGCGGCAGGAAGGACUGUUGCAAGCUGAGGACUCAAGAAUCUCAGGAAGGUACCACAUCGAAUGAAGUAGCAGAAGGGACUUCAAACGGUGACAUCAGCGAUGUCAGUCGAAUAACUGACAUCUCGCACGUCCUCUACGAUGCAGAGGAUUUCCGACCGUACGACCCAAGCCAAGAGUUGAUUUUUCCGCCGGAACUGAAGACCCAAGAUGAGUGGGACAGCCAGUACCUCGAGUUCAAGGGAGCCCGAGUAUCCUACAUAAGGCCGGUCUCACUCGCCCAACUCCUCGACCUCAAAGCUGAACAUCCAGAGGCUUGCAUUGUGGCAGGAAACACAGAAGUGGGCAUCGAUGUGAAAUUCAAGAACAAGAAUUACCCAGUCCUCCUCAACCCAACCAUCAUACCGGAAUUAACGGUAGUAUCGGUGACGCAAGCGGGCGUGACCUUCGGCUCUUCCGUCACCCUGUCUGACAUCGAGGAGACGUUGCGGGAACAGGUCAACACACAGCCAGAAUACCGCACCCGAGUCUUCUCCGCUAUCUUGGAAAUGCUGCGUUGGUUUGGCGGGAAACAGAUCAGGAAUGUGGCGACUCUAGGUGGGAACAUCAUGACGUCAUCACCAAUCAGUGACCUCAACCCCCUCCUGGCGGCUGCUGGAGCCAAACUGACGGCUCAGAGUAAAGAGAAGGGCGAGCGCGAGGUGGCGAUGGACCAAAACUUCUUUACGGGUUACAGACAAAACGCAGUUCGUCCCGAGGAAAUUCUCGUGGCGGUACACAUCCCCUACACUGAACAGAACGAGUACUUCCUGGGCUACAAGCAGGCCCGGCGGCGCGACGACGACAUCGCCAUCGUGAACGCGGGGAUGCGGGUCGCCUUCCGGAAGGACUCGCUCACCGUCGAGCAGCUCCGCCUGGCCUUCGGCGGGAUGGCGCCCACCACGGUCAUGGCGCUCGCGACCAUGGAGGAACUGGAAGGACGUUGUUGGGAUCCGUCUCUCCUGGAAGCCGGGACGUCACUCCUCCUACAGGAUCUUCCUCUGUCUGCGUCGGCCCCCGGGGGGAUGGUGGAGUAUCGCCGCGCGCUCGCCAUUAGCUUCUUCUUCAAGUUCUACCUGAGUGUCCGAGGACGCCUGAGUGAGCAGUUCCCCUCCCUUGUGGAUCCGCUGACGGAAGCAGAGCAGCAGGCGACAAAGGUUCAUCGUUACAUCCCGCUAAAGGGCACGCAGCUUUUCCAGAGUGUUCCUCCCGGCCAGGCUAGCUGCGACCCCAUCGGCCGACCCAUAACCCACGCCUCGGCCUUCAAGCACGCGACGGGGGAAGCCGUGUAUGUGGACGACAUGCCUCCCCUCAAGGAUGAACUGCAAGCUGCGCCGGUCGUCUCGAGCAGAGCCCACGCCCGGAUCCUCAGCAUCGACGAGGAGGAGGCUCUCAGCAUGGAGGGCGUCGAGGGAUUCUUCUGCUGGAAGGACCUGCCUGAGGAAAGGAAUAGAAUAGGCCCAAUAACAGCGGAUGAGGAGUUGUUUGCCUCCAAGAAAGUGAACUGUGUAGGUCAGCUGAUUGGCCUUGUAGUAGCCAAGGACCGAGCCACAGCACAAAGGGCAGCAAAAGCUGUUAAGAUUCAGUAUGAAGACAUUAAACCUUGCAUUAUAACAAUCCAGGAUGCUAUCAAUGAGCAGUCUUGGUGGACCCCUUUCACCAUCAAGAAGGGGAACAUUGAGGAAGGCUUCAGGUCAUCCCAACACAUCCUUGAGGGCGAGAUGCAUGUGGGAGGACAGGAACACUUCUACUUGGAGACCCACACUCACCUCGCCGUCCCCAAGGGCGAGGACGGAGGUGUGGAAAUGUUCUCAACUACACAAAAUGCAUCUGGGACCCAGAGGCAUGUGGCCGCUGCCUUAGGAGUGCCUUUGAACCUAGUGACAUGUCGCGUUAAGAGAUUGGGAGGAGGCUUUGGGGGAAAGGAGACACGGAACAACAUGUUGUCUGUGCCGAUUGCUAUUGCAGCUGCUGCCCUGAAGCGACCUGUCCGCAUAUCGCUAGACCGAGAAGAAGACAUGCUAAUGACAGGAGGACGCCAUCCUUUCUUGGGUCGCUGGAAAAUAGGAUUCACAGAUGAAGGAAUUUUCAAAGCGAUUCAGAUGGACCUGUAUUCAAAUGGAGGCUGCUCUCUUGACCUUUCUUGCGCCGUCAUUGGCUAUGCAAUGCUUAAUCAUGACAGUGUAUACAGAUGCGAAAACAGACAGGUGACAGGAUAUCCUUGCAAGACCAAUCUACCAUCUAAUACAGCCUUCCGAGCAUUUGGGUCACCACAGGCCAUUAUUAUCACUGAGUACAUGGUUUCCAGGGUGGCAGAAUUCCUUAACAUGGAUCCUGAUGAGGUGCGACUGAAGAACAUGUACGUCUCGGGGGAUGAGACCCACUACAAGCAAACCCUGGAGAGAUGUACGGUCAGGCGCUGCUGGGACGAAGUGGUUUCGCAAGCCGACUACCACACGCGGAGAGAGAUGGUGAGAAAGUUCAACAGCUCAAAUAAGUACACGAAACGGGGAAUCGCCGCCUUGCCCCUCAAGUUCGGCAUCGGCUUCACGGAGCUAUUCCUCAACCAGGCCGGGGCUCUCGUCCACGUGUACACUGACGGCUCUGUCCUCCUGUCUCACGGCGGCACCGAGAUGGGCCAAGGACUUCACACCAAGAUGAUUCAGGUUGCCUCCAGAGUGCUAAAGAUUCCGGUCACAAGAAUCUACAUCGACGAGACCAGCACGGAUAAGGUGCCGAAUACCUCUUCCACGGCAGCCUCUCUCUCCUCCGACCUCUAUGGCAUGGCUGUUCUUAAUGCAUGCAACACCAUCAUGCAACGACUCGAACACUAUAUGGCAAGCAACCCAAAGGGCGGAUGGGACGAGUGGGUGAAGGCUGCUUAUUUCGACCGCGUUUCCCUCUCCGCCACCGGAUUUUACAAAACUCCAGGGAUCUCUGGGUACAACUUCGAAACGAAUGAAGGUCGCCCCUUCAGUUACUUCUGUUUCGGCGCUGCGGUAACGGAGGUGGAGGUGGACUGCCUCACUGGACAUCAUUCGGUCCUCCGCACGGACAUCGUGAUGGACGUCGGCGACUCGCUCAACCCCGCCAUCGACAUCGGGCAGGUGGAGGGCGCCUUCACGCAGGGGCUCGGACUCUACACCUUAGAAGAGCUCCGGUACUCCCCCGAGGGCGUGCUGCUCACCCGUGGCCCCAGCACCUAUAAGAUACCAGGAUUCCAGGACAUCCCUAGAGAGUUUAAUGUUUCACUGCUUCGUGGGGCACCCAACCCAAGGGCAGUCUUUUCCUCAAAGGCUGUAGGAGAACCCCCACUGCUCUUGGCCACCUCCGUUUUCUACGCCAUCAAACAGGCAGUGGCUUCAGCUCGAGCAGAACAAGGCUUCGACCCGGUGUUUCGCCUCGACUCCCCUGCAACGGCUGAGAGAAUUAGGAUGGCUUGCCAAGAUUCCCUUACGCAGAAGGUUGAACCAGUGGUCUUAGACAAUGAGAGGCCGUGGUCAGUAACAGUGUAAUAGAAGUAACUUUUACAGAAACGUAGAAUAU
Molecule: messenger RNA, 4490 nt
Organism: Penaeus indicus
Lineage: Eukaryota; Metazoa; Arthropoda; Malacostraca; Decapoda; Penaeidae
Product: xanthine dehydrogenase/oxidase-like
Exons: 28
Coding region: 377-4459 (1360 amino acids)
Molecular function (GO): FAD binding; 2 iron, 2 sulfur cluster binding; xanthine dehydrogenase activity
Source: RefSeq, a predicted model, not a curated record